AGCAUAACUAUUGUUUUCAAUAUGACAGUCAAAUAAUAUUUUUAUAAAAUGAUAGUCAAAUAAUAUUUGUUCAAACAAAUAAUGAUAAAUAACUUUAUUUCUAUAACUUGAUCGCCCCAUAAUUAUAUAAAUCUCCUUUCAGUUGUCUCGAAGUUUUUCAUCAAGUUCUAUCAACAAUAUUCAGUUUACUAGAUUAGAAAUUUAUUUUAAGAAAAGAAAAAUGGCAAAGACAGCUUCUUCACUUGUUCUCCCCAUCAUCUUCCUUGUUAUGUUUGCUUUAGUUGCGCAGAAUAUGGGAUGCAUGGCAGUUCUUGGCUCGUGUGGUGUUAUUAGUGACUGCAGUAUGGCUUGCAAGUCUAAAUUUGGAUCAAACGCACGUGGCUACUGUGACCGAGAUGGUGGUUCUGGAACAUGUGUUUGCGUUUAUCCUUGUCCGGCUGAUAAGUCCCAUACGUUAUAGAUACAUGUAGUACUAUAAAAUCAAAAAUUCUUCAAAAUGUAUAAUUAGGAACACAAUAUUAAUGUCAAAACCGUGAUGCACGUUUUUCGUGAUAUUUUUAAAACUAUAUUUUGGAUCGAGACUUUGAUAUCAAGAAAAAAAAGUAGCACACAAUAUGCUUGUAUGCAUGUUGGUGGGGAUUGCGUUUUUAUCUGUGUUAACCAUCCUCUUUUCAUGUGUGUUAUCCAGCAUCUCUUCAUAAAUGUUUAUAUAUAAAUUAAACAUGUUUGACUUAAAAGUAUUAACAUAAAUAAUUUUAUUUUAUAAAAUAGUAUGUGUUUGAAUGAUAUAAUCAACCCCGUUCUAUAAUGUUUCUAACAUAUAUCAUACAUAUAUUUCUUAAAUUCUGAAGUAUAACAACAUGACUUCAUGGAAAAGACUGCAAACGGGCAGCAAACAAAUGUACAAGAUUAUUUUUUUUAAUAACAUUAUUAUGGGUGGACAAAGCCCGACCCUUAUCUCCAUCUAUAUUUUGUGGGAUAACGCGAUUUACUAAAUCAAACUCAAUUGAAAAAAAACUGCAAAGAUCAUGAACCAUUAACCAUUUGAAUAAAACUAUAUUUACCAAAUUUACAAAAUGGCUAUCUUUACAAAAUUUAUCUUAGUUAGUA
This is a messenger RNA of Arabidopsis lyrata subsp. lyrata, 1110 nucleotides long. Its product is annotated as defensin-like protein 171. Bases 221 to 460 code for a protein of 79 amino acids. NCBI's taxonomy places the organism in Eukaryota, Viridiplantae, Streptophyta, Magnoliopsida, Brassicales, Brassicaceae. The record is from RefSeq and is a predicted model, not a curated record. The transcript is spliced from 2 exons.